Messenger RNA from Ambispora gerdemannii, 702 nucleotides. The record is from the annotation of a GenBank genome assembly. Lineage: Eukaryota; Fungi; Glomeromycota; Glomeromycetes; Archaeosporales; Ambisporaceae.
GAAGAUCAAACUGAAGAAGAUAUUGAUGAUUUUGAUCGACAAAUCCAAACUCUAAUGCAUGAUUUACAGGUGGCUUUCUUCGCAAUAGCUUUACCUACUUUGGCAAGAUGGUUGGGUCGAAGGCUCUCAAUGUGGGCAUGGACAAGUUAUGUACAGUGGUAUUAUCAACCACGCGUCUCAGAUGAACGUGAUAAAAAAGAGAAAAACUCGAAACCUCAAGUCAACGGCUCUACCGGCCAUAGUCGUCACAGUAGCAUUGCUAGUAAUCACGCGUCUGAGCCACCGGAACAAGACGCUCGUGAUAGUCUAGAAACAAAAUUGCAAAGUAUGAUCGCUUUAUUAUGGCAGGCCGCUGUGACUGUUUACGAUUCUCAGGCGAAUAGCGAUAUUUUGAGUAACAUUUUCACUCGUUACGUGAAUGAAUUAAAUGACUUGGAAAACACCAAUGAAUCGAUAAAUAUCCAGAUUCCAAUUGAAGCACUCGAAUGCCUUGAAGAGGGAGGCAAUCCACAAUUAUUAUUAACCGAGUACCUGGAAGAAUUAAUGGCACAAGAACAACAAAUGAAGGCAAAAACUGACGCAGUAAAGAGCUUCAAAAGUGAACUAGAACUUGCAUUGUUAUCUUCCGAGGUUAAUGAUGAUGAGGAAUAUUUAUACGAACCAAAUGGAGGGACAAAUAGUGAUACGAUAAAUGGUCAUUGA